Trichoderma reesei QM6a is the source of this 504-nucleotide messenger RNA. RefSeq lists its product as uncharacterized. Bases 1 to 483 code for a protein of 160 amino acids. The record is from RefSeq and is a predicted model, not a curated record. Gene Ontology annotation, cellular component: endoplasmic reticulum membrane. Gene Ontology annotation, biological process: vacuolar proton-transporting V-type ATPase complex assembly. NCBI's taxonomy places the organism in Eukaryota, Fungi, Ascomycota, Sordariomycetes, Hypocreales, Hypocreaceae. The transcript has 2 exons.
AUGGCGUCCUUCUUCGUCGAGCUCUGGGAAGGCAUCUUCACCCCCGGCCCGACGCCAACCAUCCUCAAAGCCACAAACAUCACCUUUGCCGCCCUCCAGCUCGUCCUCGGCGCCCUCCUGCUCGCCACCUACAGCGUGCACUUUGUCGUCCUGUCCGUGCUCUGCGGCGGGCUCUGGUGGUCCGUCAACUGGUUCGCCAAGGAGCUCCGCGCCGCCCAGCAGCAGCAGGAGGAGGAAGAGAAGAAGAAAAAGAAGCUCGGGGUGCCGGCUUCCGAUACCGAGGUCGAGGGACGCGUGGCGAGGAGGAGGAGCGCGAGGAUCAAGAAGAGUGCGGGUGCGGGUGCGGCAGCCAAGGCGGAUGUCGAGCCGGUGGAAACAAAGGGGGAGCUGAAGCAGCGGUCGUUGGCGGAGUCGGUGUCGAGUGUGAGUACCGAGGACGAGUGGGAGCGCGUUUCUGAGAACGAGAGGGACAAGGACAAGUGAUCUGGACGAGCAUGGACAUGU